AUGAAGGUGCACAAGGAGUCGAAGGACCAGGGCGGUCAGACGACGGACGGGGGCCAUCCGGGACGCGUCCUCAAGAGCCUUCUGAAGAAGCCGGGCCAGGUUAAGGCCAAGGGCCAGAAGAACCGGGUCGUCAUCAAUGAGAAGAUGAACGAGUUCUUCGCCGCGGACUAUAUAAUCCUGAUAAAGGAGGAGUGCUGUGCGGAUUACGAGGAGGAGUGCGACUGCUGCUGCCAGGAGCACGAGAUGAUACGGCUGGGUAACUGCAAGGAAUGUCGCGCCGAGCUGAAUUUGCGCUUCGAGGAGGGUGAGGGCGUCGAUGGGGGAAUGAUGGCCGGCUGCGAGCGGGGCACCGAGGACGAGUGCGACGAGGAGGACGAGGAGGACGAGGAGGACGACGUAGAUGACGUGGACGACGAGGAGGACGAGGAGGAAGAGGACGUGGAUCCGCCGCCGCCGCCUCCUCCACCGCCGGUCCUCGCCGUUGAGCCAUCACCGGUGAAGGAGGAGAGACGAGCGGCGAGCCUCGUUAAUCCGUCGAGGAGGCACCAGCAACGCGAGACCCUGAGCCCACCCGAGGGCUACAAGGACCUCUGCGUCGCGGCGCAGGCCCAGCAGGAGCUCGAGGACGGGCUCCUGGCCGCGGAGGAGGAUGCCCGAGCCGUUUGCAUCGAGUGCGACUACUAUCAGCGACAGGCCGCAACCGCAGAGGCUGCGGCCGAGGCGACAUCCUUGUCGAGGAUCGACGAGUCGAGCAGUGGCCAGCAGGAGAGUUGGCGCAACUCUUCGCAGGAGUCGGAGGAUGGCGUCCAGCCAACGAUCGAUCAGGCGCAGCAGACGACACCAGAGGUGCAGCAACGUUAUCUCGUGGAAACGAUCACGAUGACAACUGUUACGGAGCGACGAAUCGUUCGUGAGAUCAGCGAGGAGGAAACGCGAGGGAGUAACGACGAAGCUGAUCACCACGCGACAGCGGAACGACAGUUAUCAACCGAGCAACAGAAAUCCCUAGAAUCGUCGGAAAAUCUUAAUAAAAAUGGCUCGUCUAAUAGCGAGACGAGCGUGGCGAAGCCCGACGAUGUAAUCGACAGAGACAAGACCACCGAGUUUUCCUUAGCCUUUAAAUCGAGUAAUGUCGCCUCUUUAGUUUCAAAUAGCCUUAAGCCAAAUUCAGCCGUUAGGCAGCUAUUUCCCGAUCCGCGUUUCAUCUCGCCACCACCGGCGCCGGUUAAAAGCAUUUCCUCCGACUUGGACGAGGCCGCUCUAGACGAGGCGGGCGAGAAUGAAAAGUUCCUCAUCACAACCGAGAGUUUGCGAUUGUUCGACGCGGUUAAGCGUUCGAAAAUCGCCUCCGGCAGUCGUUCGGACUCGUCCGAAAGCGACUCCUCCAUUAAACGUACGAUCGAGCGAAAUGCCCUGAGGCGCAGUCUUAUUUGCAAAUACGAGACGAGCGGCUCUCUAAAGAAGAAGAAUCUCCGUAGUAAGGAUUUGACUCUCGAGGAGCGGAUCAGGCAGCUGACAUGCGUCGACGAAGACGAAGACACGGCCGACAGUAGCGCCUCGGAUAACAACAACGUCGGCCGCAUAAGCGCUCGGAAUAACAAUAACAAUAACAAUAAUGGACCGAAUGUAAAUGGUAUAAUAGGUCGGGCGACGGCCGAGGUCAAUAGCUUGAACGAUCAGAGCGUGACGAUGGUCGCCCAUCAGCUGCCAGCUCGGACUUCGCCGUCGGGAGAGGAGAGGCCUAAAGGUCACGCGAUGCAGUCUCACGUCACCCAUCAUCACCAUCAUCAGCAUCAUGGCAAUUCAGCCUACAGGAAGAUCACGGACCUCUUUGGACCGAAGAAGAGCAGCUCGGUCCCGCCGGGCGUCGAACUUAGUCUUCCCGACAUUGGUCUUGGCACGAAGCAUGCGAUGUCGAUAAAAGGCAAUGCUGGAACGAAGCUCAACACCGAGGCCAGGAAGCAGUUUUUGGCGAGUCUGGCUCCGCUAUCUUGCGUAGCGUCGAGCGGCGUCGACGGCAGGGACGAUUAUUACCGAAUGCCAGCGAAGACGAUGAGCGCCGGGGAUAGAAAUUCCAUAUGCUACAAUUCUGACUCGUCGUACAGCCUCGAGGACAUCGAGGACGCUCUGAACGAGGGGAUCCCGGCGCCGCCGGACGUAACGCGAGGGACUCCGACGUCGAUCGGACCCGCAUCCGUGGACGCAUUCGGUGGCGAUCCGACCGACGAACUUCAAGCUUUCGUCGAGCAGGACAAGUCGAGAACGGAAAGGCUCAAGAGGCGCUACAACGACUUGGACGAGCAGCAGCGCAACGAGAGCGCGAUUAACGAUGUGAUCAAGAAUUCCGUGGCCGGCAGCACGAUUAGCAAUGCCGAGGACGACGAGGAGGACGACGAGCUUAACGAUUACGGUUUCAAUAGGCGGCCGUCGGUAAGGGGCAUCAAGGCCCAAUUUGAGACGACCAACGAGAUCGUGAGGCAGUUGCGAACGAGAAGCGCCGCGGCCAAUUCUCUACCCGAGGCCUGUCGACUGGGAUUCCCGGGGACCGUACACGAGGACGAAGUGUCCGCGAGCUCCGCAUGCUCGGGCUCCUCGACCUCCGACCUUUAUCGCCUCACCUACACGAAUGAGAUACAAGCCGAUCCCAACACUAUCAAUCGUAUCAAUAGCAUGCAACGGCAGAUAAACGACAUUUACCAGAGCAUAGCGGACAGUAGCGUCACGGCCCCUCUUCUGGAGCAGCAGAGACCACCGAGCAGCAUGCCCACCUUGUACUUUGACGGUAGUUUGCCAAGGUCGGUGGUGCAGGCGACGGACUUGGCCCAAUCCGCCACCUGUCAUCGGUUCGCCGAUCCUAAGAGCGGGGGCCUCCAAGCGGGCACGCUGCUCAAUAAUCCCACGAGGAUGCUGAGGAUCGCGGGGGGCGGGGACGGGAUCGUCGCGAGCACGGGGACUCCUCUCGGCAUUUACAGUACCCUGCCAAAGAGUCACAGACAUCCGCAGGUCUCGGCCGCCUACUCGACCGUUUAUUCCAGUGGAGUGUUGCCAGCCAAUGCCGUGGCCGCCGCUGCCGCCGCCGCUGCCGCCAAUUCGGCCGGCGCCAAAUGUUACAGGACAAUGUAUUUCGUUCCUUACAAUGGAUUGUCCGAUCCGACCUAUCAGAAUAUACAAAGGAUAUUGCCUCCGCAUCAAUCGCCUACAAAUUACGCGGAGCACAUCGAGAGAUAUCCUUACCCCAGGAACGGCAGACUCGACCACCAGCAACAACAACAACAGCAGCAGCAGCAGCAGCAGCAGCAGCAGCAGCAACACCAACAACAGCACCAACAACAACACCAACAGCAACAACAGCAGCAGCUGCAGCAGCUUCAGCCAAGAUAUUACGUCAGGCCUGCCUCGAUACCCCAACAGCAACAGCAACAGCAACAGCAGCUACUGGAGGAGCAGAAGCAGCUUGCCUCGACAUAUAAUGUCCAGACGCUAUCGGGGGUUACUUAUUCCAUUUGCCCGCCACCACCGCCGUGUCCGGUCACAGCCACCUACACCUAUCAGAUGCAGAUCCAAGGUCGACUGUCCUCCUCGGACAUGCAGACGCAGACGAGCUGCAGCCCAGCCUCGCAGAUGACGAGCAGCCUAUUGAGUAGCGUUGGCAAGCCGAGCCUGAGCGGCGGUCUCAGCACCAGCAGCUCCUCCCUCCUCUCCUCGCCGACGAAGCUCCCGUCGACGCAGCAGUAUCAACAGCAGCAUCGAGGCUCGAGCUGCAGCGUCGCCGAGCGCGGGGUGCCCGAGGGCGCUGCCAGUGCUCCGUCCCACGAUUACGCCCUCGGCCAGCCACUCGCCUCGACUGCUUUUAUCGCCGCGACUCAGCAGCAGCAGCAGCAGCAGCAGCAGCAGCAGCAGCAGCAUGCGAGCGUCGAGAACGGCGCCACGGCCAUCGUCGAGACCCAGAAUCCCGUCUACUACGCGAUGAAUGUCUGA
Messenger RNA from Ceratosolen solmsi marchali, 3978 nucleotides. RefSeq names its product ankyrin repeat and KH domain-containing protein mask. Gene Ontology annotation, molecular function: DNA-binding transcription factor activity, RNA polymerase II-specific; cis-regulatory region sequence-specific DNA binding. Gene Ontology annotation, biological process: response to starvation. Bases 1 to 3978 code for a protein of 1325 amino acids. Gene Ontology annotation, cellular component: nucleus. The record is from RefSeq and is a predicted model, not a curated record. The transcript is spliced from 6 exons. Lineage: Eukaryota; Metazoa; Arthropoda; Insecta; Hymenoptera; Agaonidae.